AUGGUCAAUUCGUUCGCUGGGACUGGCCCAGCACACGCCCAGUCCUCACUCCCCUCACUGCCCGCCCACUUGCAGUCUGAUACACAUCUGACGGCUCAUCUUGCCAGUCGGUUUCAUGUGGGACUACCAACCGCCCGUCUGUCAUCGCAGGCUCUAAUUGCGCUGAACACAUAUUCGUCUGCGACCAAAGGACCGGAUGGUGGAAAGGAGGGAAGUGCGGCGGGCGAGGCAGAAGACCUUGCUCGCCGUGCCUUCACCCGCUUGGGCGCCCGCGCUGAAAAUCAAGCGGUUGUGUUCCUUGGCGAGAGCGGAUCUGGGAAAACGACCCUUCGUUCACAUUUGCUGUCCUCUUUCUUGUCAUUUUCAUCCACCCCGCUUUCCUCUAAAAUCUCAUAUGCCGCCUUUAUUUUCGACACCCUGACAACGACCAAAUCCGUUACCACACCUACCGCCUCGAAGGCCGGCCUCUUCCUUGAGCUCCAGUACGAUGGGUCAUCUUCCGUCAACCCCACUCUAAUCGGCGGCAAGAUCAUUGACUAUCGACUCGAGCGAAGCCGCAUCUCUUCCGUGCCCACGGGAGAACGAAGCUUCCAUGUGCUAUACUAUCUACUUGCUGGAACAAGUGCGGCAGAGAAGUCACACCUGGGCUUUGAGAAUAGCAUCCAUGUUCAGACUGGUAGCCGAUUUCCCGGCGGGACUGUCAGCCACAAACGCUGGCGCUAUCUGGGCCACCCAACGCAGCUCAAGGUUGGAAUCAACGAUACAGAGGGAUUCCAGCAUUUCAAAACCGCUCUUCGGAAAUUGGAGUUUUCUCGGGGCGAGAUUGCCGAGAUCUGUCAGAUAUUGGCCAGUAUCCUUCACAUCGGACAAUUGGAAUUCAUCACGGGCCAGUCGACCACAACUAGCGCAGAAGAGAGUGGUGGUUAUUCACACGAAGGUGGUGAGACUGUCACAGUAGUAAAGAACAAGGAAGUUUUGGACAAUGUUGCCGCCUUUUUGGGACUCAGUGUCGAAGCUCUGGAGACUAGCCUGGGUUACCGCACAAAGACCAUUCACCGCGAACGUGUCACCGUGAUCCUUGAUCCGAAAGGAGCGCGAGAGAACGCGGAUGCAUUCGCACGUACCAUAUACUCGCUUCUAGUGACAUAUGUCAUCGAGACCGUGAAUCAGAGACUAUGCGCCGCCGAGGACAGUGUUGCUAACACUAUCUCCAUUGUUGAUUUCCCUGGAUUUGCGCAAGCCCCUUCCACGGGGUCUACUCUCGAUCAACUUCUCAGCAAUGCUGCGACUGAGACGCUCUAUCACUACUGCCUUCAGUCAUUUUUCGAUCACAAAGCAGACCUUCUAGACCGCGAAGAGAUCACAGUGGCUGCAACAAGCUAUUUCGACAACACUGAUACUGUCAGAGGCCUUCUAAAGCAUGGCAAUGGUUUGUUGAGCAUUUUAGAUGAUCAGACCCGACGUGGGAGGUCUGAUGCUCAGUUCCUGGAUAGCGUGCGGAAGCGCUUUGAGAACAAGAAUCCUGCCAUUUCUGUGGGUGGAGCCACUGGAUCUGGCUAUAUGGCUCAACCCCGGAGUGCGUUCACUGUCAAGCACUUCGCCGGCGAAGUGGACUAUUCCACCACCGGCCUGCUCGAGGAGAACGGCGAAGUCAUCUCGGGUGAUUUGAUGAACUUGAUGCGGUCUACCCGCAGUGAGUUUGUGCGUGAAUUGUUUAACCAAGAAGCUCUGAACACCAUCUCCCACCCUCAAGAAAAGACUGCCAUUAUGCAGGCUCAGGUUAGCUCAAAGCCACUGCGGAUGCCCAGCAUGGCCAGACGCAAGACUGGACCUCCAUCUCGUGUCGCUGCUCCAAGCACGUACGUUGAAAGCGAGGACGGGGAUGACCAUGAAACCCAAACCGUUGGAUCGAAGCGAGUCAGCGGCCGUAAAAGUGGAAUACCUUCUGGACCAGCCCAGGGAGCCGCCGGUCAGUUCCUUUCCGGCUUGACGAUAAUCAACAAAUCCCUCAGCUCCUCAAAUCUCAACCCCUACUUCGUCAUCUGUCUCAAACCCAACGACCGUCGCAUUGCCAACCAGUUCGACAGCAAGUGCGUGCGGAUGCAGGUGCAAACAUUCGGUAUCGCCGAGAUCAGCUCGCGUCUGCGGAACGCGGAUUACAGUGUUUUCCUUCCAUUCGGAGAGUUCCUUGGCCUGGCUGACAUCGGCAAUGUCGUGGUGGGCAGCGACCGCGAAAAGUCAGAAGUUGUUCUCGACGAAAAGCGCUGGCCUGGCAACGAAGCCCGUGUGGGCAGCACAGGUGUUUUCUUGAGCGAACGCUGCUGGGCAGAUAUGGCCAAAGUAGGGGAGCGUGUUGUCCCUUCAUACGGAAGCCCUGACGAGACCGAUGGAUUCCAAACCGCGGGUGUAACCCCAGACUCAAAACUUCGACUUCUCAGUCCCGCUGACCAGUCGCCGGGCGCUUUUAUUUACGGAGAUGACUCAAAACAAGGAUACUUCGGAAGCCGUGAACUUGAUGGACGCUCUGAUGCGGGUGGUUCGGCCUUCAACUCUGGUGAUUUGUUCAAGAAUCUCGACACGAAAGAGCAAAUGCUUGAGAAGAACAAUGAGAAGAAGAUGGAGGAAGUUGACGAAGCUCCAACUUCUGGCAGUCGUCGCCGCUGGAUGUUCUUGGUCUACCUCCUGACCUUCUUUAUUCCCGAUUUUGUCAUCCGAUUUGUUGGUCGAAUGAAGCGCAAGGAUGUGCGGACUGCCUGGCGCGAGAAGCUCGCGAUCAACAUGAUCAUUUGGUUUGCCUGUGGUGUAGCCGUUUUUAUGAUCGUCGGAUUUCCUGGAGUGGUUUGUCCCACUCAGGCCGUCUACAACACAGCAGAGCUCAGUGGCAAGAAUGGCAACGGUAAAGCUGAAUCUUACGUUGCUAUUCGAGGUGUGGUUUUCAAUCUUGGAUCCUUCAUCCCGUAUCACUACCCUGACGUUGUUCCCGAUAAAUCACUCAAGGCCUAUGCAGGCACCGAUGCCACCAAUCUGUUCCCUGUCCAAGUCUCAGCUUUAUGCCAAGGAAGGACGGGGAAAGUUGAUCCCAGCGUGCCAUUAGAUUAUCGAUCGAACUUGAACGAUUCUGCAGCUACAACCUCGAGUUCCACCUUCGAUAUCAACGCCAAGUACCACGACUUCCGGUCUUGGACCAACGAUUCUCGAGCUGAUUGGUUCUACGAGCAAAUGGUCCCGAUGCGCGCGAAUUACAAGAAAGGCUAUAUGGGUUAUACGGCCAAGGCAAUCAAAAAGCUAGCAACUGAUGAUUCCCGAAAAGUUGCAAGUAUCAAUGGCAAAGUGUAUGAUAUGACCUAUUACCUUGCCGGACCCCGAAUCCCUCGCUGGCCAGCAGGGAAAAAUGGCACCAGCGACGUUGAUACUGAUUAUAUGGAACCCUUGCUUGUCGACAUCUUCGAGAGAAAGGCCGGAAGCGAUGUGACCAAGUAUUGGGAGGAUUUGAACUUCGACGCCCAACUCAGAUCGCGAAUGCAGCUUUGCUUGGACAACCUGUUCUUCAUUGGCAAGGUUGACACUCGUGACUCGGUUCGCUGUCAGUUUGCACGAUACUUCAUUCUCGCUAUUUCCAUCAUGUUGUGUUCUAUCAUCACCUUCAAGUUUUUGGCCGCGUUGCAGUUCGGAAAGAAGAACCUGCCAGAGAAUUUGGACAAGUUUAUCAUUUGCCAAGUACCGGUGUAUACAGAAGACGAAGAGUCAUUGCGUCGUGCAAUGGACUCUAUGGCUCGCAUGCGCUAUGAUGACAAGCGCAAACUCCUCCUUGUGAUCUGUGACGGUAUGAUUAUCGGUCAGGGUAAUGAUCGUCCAACUCCGCGCAUCGUCCUUGACAUCUUGGGUGUUCCCGAGUCUGUGGAUCCUGAACCGCUCAGCUUCGAGAGUCUUGGUGAGGGUAUGAAGCAGCACAACAUGGCUAAGCUCUAUUCCGGUCUCUACGAAGUCCAGGGCCACAUUGUUCCUUUCCUGGUCGUCGUUAAGGUUGGAAAGCCUUCUGAAGUCUCUCGUCCCGGUAACCGCGGAAAGCGUGAUUCCCAGCUGGUUCUCAUGCGUUUCCUCAACCGCGUCCACUACAAUCUCCCCAUGAGUCCCAUGGAGCUCGAGAUGCAUCACCACAUCCGCAAUAUCAUUGGCGUCAAUCCUCAGUUCUACGAGUAUAUCUUACAGGUCGACGCCGAUACGAUGGUCGCUCCAGAUGCUGCUACUCGUUUUGUAUCGUCAUUCCUCUCCGAUACACGUCUCAUCGGCUGCUGUGGAGAGACGUCUUUGUCGAACGCCAAGACCUCCAUCAUCACCAUGAUUCAAGUUUACGAAUACUACAUUUCUCAUAACCUCACCAAGGCAUUUGAGAGUUUGUUUGGAUCUGUCACUUGUUUGCCCGGCUGUUUCAGUAUGUACCGCAUUCGUACAGCGGAGAACGGAACGCCUCUAUUCGUUAGCAAGGCUGUGGUCGACUCCUAUGCGGAGAUUCGCGUCGAUACCCUUCACAUGAAGAACUUGCUGCACCUUGGUGAAGAUCGGUACUUGACGACUUUGCUUCUCAAGCAUCACCCGAAGUUCAAGACAAAGUACAUUUUCCGGUGCCAUGCUUGGACAGUUGCACCGGAAAGCUUUGCAGUCUUCCUUUCGCAACGUCGCCGAUGGAUCAAUUCCACUGUUCACAACCUCAUGGAGUUGAUUCCGUUACAACAGCUGUGUGGUUUCUGUUGUUUCAGUAUGCGGUUCAUCGUGCUCAUCGAUCUGCUCAUGACCGUAAUCCAACCAGUCACCGUUGCCUAUAUCGCAUACCUGAUAUAUUGGUGUGUUAGCGAGCCGGACGUCCUUCCUAUCACCUCUUUCAUCCUUCUCGGUGUCAUCUACGGUCUACAGGCAUUUAUCUUCAUCGUCCGACGCAAGUGGGAAAUGAUUGGUUGGAUGUUGAUUUACCUCCUUUCCAUUCCCAUCUUCUCUCUUGCCCUGCCGCUGUACUCUUUCUGGCACAUGGACGACUUCUCCUGGGGUAACACACGUGUGAUCACCGGUGAAAAGGGCCGCAAGGUUGUCAUCUCUGAUGAAGGCAAAUUCGAUCCCGACUCAAUCCCCAAGAAGAUUUGGGAAGACUAUCAAGCGGAGCUGUGGGAGUCUCAGACUUCGCGCGACGACCGGUCCGAGUUCUCUGCCCACUCUUACGGCACCCGGAUACCUCCCUUCCCGCAAUCUGAGUAUGGCUAUCAGAGUGCUUCGCGCCCGGUAUCUCAACUUGACUUGCCUCUUGGAGGCGGUGGCACUCGUUAUUCAGUCGCCCCAUCCGAAAUGAUGAGCAACUUUGGUAUGGAAGAUCUCAGCCAUCUGCCUCCAGACGACGAGAUUCUCGAAGAAAUCCGCAAGAUUUUGGCGACUGCAGACUUGAUGAAGGUCUCGAAGAAGACCGUCAAGCAGGAGCUUGAAAGGCAUUUCGAGGUCAACUUGGAUGCCAAGCGGCCCUAUAUUAAUUCUGCUACCGAAGCCAUUCUCUCGGGUGUUCUCUGA
Molecule: messenger RNA, 5550 nt
Organism: Penicillium bovifimosum
Lineage: Eukaryota; Fungi; Ascomycota; Eurotiomycetes; Eurotiales; Aspergillaceae
Gene: chsE
Product: chitin synthase class Va
Exons: 4
Coding region: 1-5550 (1849 amino acids)
Cellular component (GO): cell periphery; myosin complex; cell septum
Molecular function (GO): cytoskeletal motor activity; ATP binding; chitin synthase activity
Source: RefSeq, a predicted model, not a curated record